AUGCAUAACCAGGGCUCCGCAGACAUGUCGUUCGCCCUUUUUCGCGGCGACAAGGUCAUCCUACCAACCAAGCGCAACUUUGGGCCCGGUGUCAUUGAGGAGGCCAAUGAGCGACUCAAGGAAGAGAUCGCAGCACGUCGGCGCUAUCAGGCUUCAAACCAGCCAGUUGACCCGGAGCAACAAGUUCGAAGCGAGCUCGACAAGACCAACCAGGAGCUCGCCAAAGCUCGUCGCCGUCGCGAGGCGCUCCAGGCAGAACUGAAAGAGGUACAGAUGACCGAGAGCGUGCUGGAGAGGAAGAAGGGCAAGAUUGUGGAGCGCAUCAAGAGCAUCCGCAACAGGAAGAAGGAGAAGACAGAGCAGGAGCGACGACGGCAGGCGGCGAUGGCGAAGAAGCAGGAGGUCAAGGGCGCGAAGCCGGCGGGCAUACGCAAGACGAUACCGCCAAAGCCGGCGCCCAUGAUGAAGUUCUCCGGCUUUCGGUUUUCGAAGAAUCCUGGGGUGUGA
Molecule: messenger RNA, 507 nt
Organism: Parastagonospora nodorum SN15
Lineage: Eukaryota; Fungi; Ascomycota; Dothideomycetes; Pleosporales; Phaeosphaeriaceae
Exons: 1
Coding region: 1-507 (168 amino acids)
Source: RefSeq, a predicted model, not a curated record